Cutaneotrichosporon oleaginosum is the source of this 443-nucleotide messenger RNA. RefSeq lists its product as uncharacterized. Lineage: Eukaryota; Fungi; Basidiomycota; Tremellomycetes; Trichosporonales; Trichosporonaceae. The record is from RefSeq and is a predicted model, not a curated record. Gene Ontology annotation, cellular component: mitochondrial inner membrane. Gene Ontology annotation, biological process: mitochondrial electron transport, cytochrome c to oxygen.
CCCCCUCCUCCCUCCAAACAUGCUCGCCGCCCGCUCCCUCCGCUUCGUCGCCCGCCCCGCCCUCGCAAAGGCCGUCCCCCGCCCCGCCGCCUUCGCCGCGGUCCGCUUCUCCUCGACCCACGCCGAGGAGUCGUAUGAGGAGUUCAACGCCCGCUACCGCCAGUUCUUUGGCGAGGUGACCGACCUCUUUGAGCUCCAGCGCGGCCUCAACAACGCCUUCGCCUACGACCUUGUCCCCUCCACCGAGGUCGUCGAGGCUGCCCUCCGUGCCUCCCGCAAGGUCAACGACUACGCUACCGCCGUCCGCAUCCUUGAGGGUGUCAAGGAGAAGGUCGAGAACAAGGGCCAGUACGAGUCGUACAUCAACGAGCUCAAGCCUGUCAUUGAGGAGCUUGGCAUCCAGACCAAGGAGCAGCUUUACAACCUGUAAGGGCGAAUAGAUG